AUGGCGAGUUUCGAAGAUUACUAUUGCAGCACUUUGGAUAGCAUAUUCCCUCCCGUGAUACAAAGUUGGGUGCUCUGUUUCCCGUGCGAUACAAGCAAAAAACAUAUCAUUUCCAACAUUCUGCAGACCGGUUUUGCGCAAACCAUCCACCAAAAACCAUACCUCGCUGGUCGACUGAGCAGAGAAGAUACCGGUCCAAGAGCUGGCAGACUCAAGCUUACUUACUAUUACCCAAAUGAAAACAAGCCCGUCGUGGACACGCAGCUUUUUUGGGUAAACGACCUGACAGAAAGACAGGACGUUUGGCAUCUUUCAUAUGAAGAGCUGCGCAGACAAGAGAUGCCCGUCGUCCAGCUUAAGCCUGAGAUACUCGAACCUCCCCUUGGGUACGAAAAGUUGGCGUCAUUGCUGAUCGCCGCCCAGGUCAAUUUCAUUCCUGGUGGAUGUCUACUCAGCAUCUGUCUCAAUCAUGCGUUCUUCGACGGCGCUGGUGGGGCCAUGGUCGUGGGCGCCUGGGCCCAGAAUUGCAAAGAGCUCCAGCAGCAGCAUACAGAAUUGACCGCAGUUUCAGAAGCUGAACAAUGGGAGAAGAUGCCUCUGGUUCAUUGGAACCAGUGCGAAAACGCGACAGCCUUCCUAUCGCUUCGCCUCCCUGAUAUACUGCAGGACAGCACAGCUCCUGAAGAUGGAGAAGCAAAGAGGAUUCUGCAGGAUCGCUCGCUGUGGCAGCUUCUUGGGCUUCAAAAGCCUCCCACAGACCCUCCUACCGCGUCACGGGGCUUACCACCUUCGAGUAGUAAGAUUAUGGUCUCUGCGAUCUUCACUGCUUCCGAAAGAUCGAUCGCCCGUCUCAAGGCAGCCUCGAGCCCAUACGAUGGCGAUGAAGGAGCUGCGCCUUAUGUAUCUUCCUUUGAUGCCACAGCUGCAUUGCUCUGGAGGUGCAUCAUGAGGGCGAGGCUCUCGGACAUUAGGGAAUCGGACAAGACACGUUGUUCACGUCUUCGCAUCCCGGUGAAUCUGCGACAGACGCUGGAAAUUUCCCAUGACUACCCUGGAAAUGUGCUCCUAAACAGUGUCACCGAGAUGCCGAUCGAAUCUCUCGUUGCAGAAGCUAAUGGACGCCGGGUCGCACCCAAGAUUCGCUCGUCGCUGCUCUUUAGCAGAGACGCUGGACGCGCGCUGGACGCUAUCAAGCUCUCCUUCGUUCUUCCUGAGUUCGGAUCCCGUCGUCCGCUCUUUUCGGACACGACACGACAGGACCUGGUUCUGACUUCGUGGCAAGACUUGCCGUAUUACAAGCAUGAUUGGGGUCCCAUGUUUGGAUCUCCCGGCACGGCAGAGUUCUUCCGGAUCCCUCACGGCUACCUCAGAGGCAUAUGCGCGUUGCAGCCCAGACGGAUCGAUAAUAAUGCGGUCGAGGUUCUGGUCAAUUUGGAGAAGGGCCAGAUGGACAAGCUGAUCAACGAUGGUGAGUUCACAAGGUACUUUGAACUCAAGGCUCUAUAG
This is a messenger RNA of Rasamsonia emersonii CBS 393.64, 1506 nucleotides long. RefSeq lists its product as uncharacterized. Gene Ontology annotation, molecular function: acyltransferase activity, transferring groups other than amino-acyl groups. The record is from RefSeq and is a predicted model, not a curated record. The coding region runs from base 1 to 1506 and encodes 501 amino acids. Lineage: Eukaryota; Fungi; Ascomycota; Eurotiomycetes; Eurotiales; Trichocomaceae. The transcript has a single exon.